This is a messenger RNA of Lytechinus variegatus (green sea urchin), 2673 nucleotides long. RefSeq names its product ceramide glucosyltransferase-B-like. Gene Ontology annotation, biological process: glucosylceramide biosynthetic process. Gene Ontology annotation, cellular component: membrane. The record is from RefSeq and is a predicted model, not a curated record. Gene Ontology annotation, molecular function: ceramide glucosyltransferase activity. NCBI's taxonomy places the organism in Eukaryota, Metazoa, Echinodermata, Echinoidea, Temnopleuroida, Toxopneustidae.
GUGGGUCAGAAUUUGGGAUCAAUCCAAAGGUCAAAAACAUGCUUCCAGGAUACAAGGCUUCAAAGUAUGACAUCAUUAUGAUCAGCGAUAGUCGUAUAUCAGUUUCACCUGAUACUUUAACCAAUAUGGUUUCAAGAAUGGCACCGAACGUUGGUAUGGUCCAUGGGCUGCCUUUUGUCCAUGACAAAGCUGGUUUCUCGUCAACGUUAGAUAAGGUUUAUUUUGGUGGAGCACAUGCGAGAAUGUACAUAUCAGCAUGUGUUUUUGGAGUGAACUGUGUCUCAGGAAUGCUUAACAUUGUCAGGAAAUCAAUCUUGGAAGAUGCGGGUGGCUUAAAAGAAUUCGCAAAGUACAUUUCAGAAGACUAUUAUAUGGGUAUAGCUGUUUUUAAAAGUGGUUUUAAGCAGAGAUUGAGUUUAUUUCCUGCAAUGCAGAAUUCUGGCUGUUCUACAUUAAAUUCGUUUAGGAAACGAAUGGUCAGGUGGACCAUGGUGAGAAUUAGCACAGUUCCCUCUACCAUCAUCAUGGAACCUAUAACAGAGUGCUUAAUGCUCGGCGUGGCCGCAUCAUGGGCCCUCUACUACCUAGUCAGCUGGGAUCCUUGCAUAGUCUUCAUCUGCCAUACCCUUGUUUGGUUCAUCUUGGAUUACUUCCAACUCAAAGUACUUCAGCGAGGACCACUCAACUUCACCAAGGUUGAUUAUGCAUUAGCGUGGUUCUACCGGGAAAUAAUGACCAUAUUCUUCUUCUUAGAGGGCGCUGUCAGCCAGACAGUCCGGUGGAGGACCGGGACAUAUCGCUUACGAUGGGGUGGAUACCUAGAGGCAUGCUGAUAUCAGACUCAGAACUAACAUUCAAGACUCUGAAUGAGUGGAGUAAGACGGUGCUCUUCCGAAGUGAGAAAAAAAAGUAUAAAAACCUGGAAAAAACUACAAAAUUUUGUGAGCGGCGCCAUUCCCACUAAAGAACAGAUGAACCCUUGUGCAAUGAAGGCAAAGUCAGUGCUGAUAUUCCAGUGUGACACUUGCUACACCCCAAGUCCAUCAUUUCACUUUUGAGCUACAGAAAUGAGGAACUGAAGGAUUCACUCCACAUCAUGGAUUUUUUAAAUUUAUAGUGAAUAUGCCUCCGAAUCAUGCAUUUUUUCUAGUAGUUAUCUGAAUUUGCAUGAAAUGUCAUGAAUUGGGUAUAUCGGUAUAAAUUUUCUAAGAAUGUUUAUGUAUUUGUUGUCAUUUCAUGCAGAACCAAUAGCAUUGUUGAUUACACAACAGACUUCUUUUUUAUUCUGCUGUCAGGCGACACUUCUGGGUCCAGUUGGAAACACAUGAUCUUGCCUUCAUCAAUUUCAUGAUCACUUGUGUACUAUUGUUAGAAGAGGGCAGACCAUUGCGUCUAAUUAGCCAAUGGUCAUGAGUAGAAUCGUAUCCUCAUUAAAGUCCUGUUUCUGUAGGAGGACGUCACAGCGGCCUGUUCCAGUCUAUUGAUGAUCCAGGCCUGAUCGGGAGAAUGUCAUCAACAAUUUUUGUUUCAUAAGUUGUCAGAUCUGACAACUUUCCUUGAUUUUUAUUUAUUGUCUAUGAUGAAUGUUAGGAUUGGCAAUGAAAAGAUGUUUGUGGGAUUCUCGCUCGAAAGACAUUACACUGAGUAUUAGCAAGGCACCUAAAGGCUGCCUCAGAGCUUACGGUGGUUUGUGACAAGAUCUUGGAAUAAAAAAUUGUGCAUUUCAUGUGGAACAUCUUACUUUGCAACGUUUUUUUGAAAUCAUAAUGUGAAUACUGAGGUUAAAUUCAUGGCAUUGCUAUACUUCUUAUGAGAAUGAAAAAGGGUUUGAUAUCUGAUGUUAAUGACAUCAUAGCAACUGUGUAACCUGCUAUGAUUUGAAACCAACUUGGACUUAAAUCUCAAUUUAAAACUCAAAAUUACUCAAAGUUUUUAUAUUAGUAUUCUUACAGUUACUUUGAAAUUUGAAUUUGUUUAAAUUAUAUUUUCAGGAAAUGAGCAAGGUGCUAUUCGUUUCAAAAUGGGAUCAUAGACAAGUUGUAAGAUAUGCGAUUGCCUUCAGGGAUAAAACCUUAGUGUAUUCUAUGCUUUUUGUCUACUGCUCUUACGAGACAAUGUCAGUACUGCCAACCUUUGAGAAGAGUUUGGAGUGAGACAUUGCGAGGGCGCGGAGCGCCCGAGGGGGGUAUGGUGUGUAAGGGGGGUGUUCCCCCUUCCACGGUAGGGAGCUUUUACAAUUUCGCAAUUUAAAUGGUGCAAUCUGGCACAUACUUUUAACUCUGAUUCCAUAAAUACAUAAGGCAAGAUUCAAAUAGGUUAAUUGAUUAUUUUUAAUGAAGUUCACUUACCUUGAAAAAAAAUCCAAAUUUUUAAGUGCAUUAUUCCAUAUCAACUCUCUUUAUAAUAGCAGUGAAACCUCAACCUGUGAUUAUCUGCUGCUCCCCAAGACGAUACUAGAACAAGUGGUCAUUAUGAUGGCUGUCCAUACUGGGUGUCAAAGCCAUUUCCCUACCUCUCAUCCAGUUAAUUUUGUUGCUUCCGCUGCCACUACUAUUCAUCAUCUGGUCAUUAUUAUUAUUGUCAAUUAUUCACUAGAAUUGAGUUUAAGAUACCAAUUUACGAAAUAUAGGUUCUUGAAUUAUACAGAAUACACCCAACAUGCACAGUCACACA